CAAAUUAAUAAACAAACUCGAGAAUUUGGUGCAGAGCUACAUCACAUCUCAUGGGAUUGGGGUGUGUGUAUAUAACUAUAUAUACUGGGUUUUCCAUCCACUUCAACUUAUCAAACAAACAAGCAAGCCAGAGUUCAUACAAAGAUAAGGAGCAAGAAUGUCUGCCAUGAACUCAACUGUAAUAUCUAUUCCAAAUGAAGAUGGAGCUUCCACUGAAAAGAAGAAGAGGUUCCAAUCCUUUCUUCUUUCUCUGCUUCCCUGUCUUGGAGGAAAGAAAAGCAUCCAUGGCUAUAAAAAGCUGAUUCACAGUGUCAAGGUUGGAAUAGCGCUGGUGUUGGUUUCACUCCUCUAUCUGCUCAAUCCUCUUUACAAGCAAGUGGGAGAAAAUGCCAUGUGGGCUAUCAUGACUGUAGUUGUCAUCUUUGAGUUCUAUACAGGUGCUAUGCUUAGCAAGGGCUUGAAUCGUGGAGUCGGGACUAUUUUAGGUGGUGGUUUUGGGUGUUUAGCAGCGAUCUUAGCUCAUGAAGUUGGGGGGAUUGGAAAGGCCAUUACUGUUGGAAUAUCUGUUUUUAUCUUCGGCGCAGCUGCAACAUACAGUCGAUUAAUUCCAAGCGUUAAGAAAAGAUAUGAUUACGGGGUCAUGAUCUUUAUCCUCACAUUCAAUCUGGUCGCAGUCUCCGGUCUGCGUGCUGAGGCAGUGAUUGAGAUAGCCCGUGAACGUCUCUCGACAAUUGCCAUGGGUUUUGCUGUCUGCUUGUUCACAAGCUUAUUCAUCUUCCCCAUGUGGGCUAGCGAUGAACUUCAUUACUCCACAGCCUCCAAAUUUAACAAUCUCGCCUCUUUCAUUGAAGGAAGCUUGGAGGAAUACUUCAAAGAGAUGGGUACGGAAAAGAAGGAAAACCAGAGCACUACCAGUUUCAUUGGUUGCACAUCAGUGCUCUACUCCAAGAUCAAGGACGAGUCACUGGCAAAUUUCGCAAGAUGGGAACCAUGGCAUGGAAAAUUUGGGUUCUCUCAUCCUUGGUACAAGUAUCUACAAAUUGGUGAUUCGCUUAGAGAGUUGGCUGCUUCCAUCAUUUCCCUAAAAGGUUGUCUUCAAUCUCAUAGACAGCCACAGUCGGUGGCGGUGAGGAUGACUAUAAAGGAGCCAUGUGAAGCAGUGGCGUUGUCGCUGAUUUGCACGCUGAGGGAGCUCGGGGAUAGCAUCAAGGGGAUGAAGAGGUGUUCGCCUAAAGUGCUAUUAGUGGCAAAGCUACAGUUGAUGAGACUAGAGCUGAGUGUGGCCUCGUCUCCCUCCAGGCUGGUGCUAGAAAAUUGUGAUGGACUUGCAAUGGCAAGCUUUGUAUAUGUGUUGAUGGAGAUGGUGGACAAGGUUGAAAAAUUGGCUCAAGAGGUGGAAGAGCUGGCUCAUCUAGCAGGUUUCCCUUCUGAUCAGUAGAUUAAUUACAUCUUACUGAUCUGAAUAUUUAAUUUGGUGGUCUGUACAUAUACAUUAAUUAUAUAUUAUAGCCAGUUGUGGCUUGGGAAAGAACAAAAAUUAGAAACAAGAUCAUCAUCCAUAGCAUAGAGGAGACUUACAAGCAUCACAUCCAUGGUGGCGGUGGGUUUCUACUCUCUUCGACACCCACUACUCAGUUUUUCCAUUUGUACAUAGAAAAUAUUUAUAUAUAAAAUAAACUAUGUAUGCAAAUAAGAAGAAUUUAGUCUUUGAAUACAACUACAUAUGUAUAAUUUGUACCUUUGUUCAAAAUAAAAAUUGCAGCAAAGUUGUUGACGAAUCCUAAUUAACCUCAACGAGGUUUGUUGUUUUGCAACGUUUUGGGAC
Messenger RNA from Nelumbo nucifera (sacred lotus), 1825 nucleotides. Its product is annotated as aluminum-activated malate transporter 12-like. Lineage: Eukaryota; Viridiplantae; Streptophyta; Magnoliopsida; Proteales; Nelumbonaceae. Gene Ontology annotation, biological process: malate transport. The record is from RefSeq and is a predicted model, not a curated record.